Messenger RNA from Syngnathus acus (greater pipefish), 2253 nucleotides. RefSeq names its product acetylserotonin O-methyltransferase-like (gene asmtl). Lineage: Eukaryota; Metazoa; Chordata; Actinopteri; Syngnathiformes; Syngnathidae. Bases 73 to 1920 code for a protein of 615 amino acids. The transcript is spliced from 15 exons. Gene Ontology annotation, molecular function: nucleoside triphosphate diphosphatase activity; O-methyltransferase activity. The record is from RefSeq and is a predicted model, not a curated record.
CAUCACGUAACCCUACGUUGUACACGGUCUAGUUCCGGUCUCGCAAAGGCAGCUGUAAGUGGACCACCAACCAUGGUGCUGAACCCCGUCAUCUCCAAACUAGCUGGUAAACUGGUUGUGUUGGCGAGCGCGUCGCCGCGGAGACUGGACAUCCUUCGCAAUGCUGGCCUGCGCUUUGAGGUGGUCCCAUCCUGGUUCAAAGAAACUCUCGACAAGCAACUGUUCAAAGCACCUCAGCAGUACGCUGUGGAGACGGCCAAGCAGAAGGCACUGGAGGUGGCGAGGAGAAUGCCCUGUAACCACCUUAAAACUCCAGACAUAGUGAUCGGCGCAGACACUAUUGUGACAGUUGAUGGCAUGAUUCUUGAGAAGCCACGCGACAAGCAAGAUGCAUACAGGAUGCUCUCGAGUUUGAGUGGUAAAGAGCACAGUGUCUUCACAGGCGUCGCCAUCGUGCUCUGUUGUCAGAAAUCAAAUGAAGAGGAUUACCAGAUAGUUGACUUUUAUGAAGAAACCAAGGUGAAGUUCGCCGACCUCUCGGAGGACAUGCUGUGGGAGUACAUUGACAGCGGUGAACCCAUGGACAAGGCGGGCGGCUAUGGCAUCCAGGCUCUGGGUGGGAUGCUGGUGGAGUACGUGCAUGGAGACUUUCUCAACGUUGUGGGUUUCCCCCUCAACCACUUCUGUAAACAGCUGGACCACAUUUACAACCAAAGAGGCAGUUGCCACGGCGACACUGUUCCAGUUCUGCCAGUCGCAAAUCAUUCGCUACCUACCGCUUCAUCUACACACGUGGUAGUUCCUGAACAUCAAGUGGUCAACAACUCAUCUGAACAUUCUGAGAAAAUACCACCAGCUACUGCCACUAGGGGGCAAUUCAAUGAAUGUGAGGACAGUGAAGAAGCCAAAGAGGACCUCCAGAAAAUCAUUCAACUGAUGGAUGGAUUCAAAGCCUCCAAGGCACUCUUUACCGCUUCCAAGUUGGGCGUAUUUGACUUGCUCCAGCGCAGACCAGCAAUGGAUGCGGUCCAGGUGGCCCAGGAGCUGCAAACAUCCGUCAAGGGAACAGAGCAUCUGCUUGAGGCAUGCCUCUCGCUAAAACUCUUAAAGAGCACAAACUGUAAGACACCGUCAUACGAGAACACAGAGCUGUCCAAACGCUUCCUGCUGUCCGACGCGCCAUCGUCCCUGCUGGGCCACUUGGCGCACUGCAACGACACCGUGUGGCCACUCUUCAGCCACCUGGAGAGCGCCGUAAAGGAGGGCGUCCGCCAGCACCACAGGGCCUUCUGCAGCAAGUCUGACGACUUAUUCCAGGACUCAAUCUACAGGAGCCAGGAGGUGAGGCUGAGGUUCAUGAAGGCCAUGCACAGUAUCGCUCAAGUGACCGGCAAAGCGGUGGCAACAGCUUUUGACCUGUCUGCCUUUAAGAGUGCCUGUGACCUCGGAGGCUGUACAGGUGCAAUGGCUUUGGAAUUCGCAAAAGCUCACCCAGGGAUGUCCGUGACAGUGUUCGACUUACCGACUGUAGUUGAAAUGAGUCCUCGUUUCCUUCCACCGUGCACUAAAGAAAAGGUCACAUUUGUUGCAGGAGACUUCUUCAAAGAUGCCUUACCCAAAGCGGACUUGUACAUCCUUUCGAGAAUUCUUCAUGACUGGUCAGAUGACAAAGUGAACCUCUUGCUCAGCAAAAUUGCAGACGCAUGCACGCCAGGUUGUGGCCUGCUGCUGAGUGAGAUUUUCCUGGACGAGGGUAGAACAGGGCCAAGUCGCGGGCUGCUCCAGGCCCUCAGCAUGAGCGAAGGCAGACAGAGGAGCGCCGACGAAUACGCUCUGCUUUUGAAGGGCCACGCCUUUGUUGCCACCGCUAUCAAACAGACGGAAAACCUGCUGGAUGCAAUGCUCUGCAUCAAAGUCUGACCCCCGCUUCAACACUCCAAAGGUCUGCCAGCCUUAACCACAAGCACAAACUACCCCAAACGCCAUUGCAAGUCCCAAAUUCCAAUUUAAUGGUCUUCUCACCUACAGUAGAAUAUACUUUCAGGCAGUAUUGAAUGAACCCAGCAUUUCUAAUUCAACACAAGAUCAAAUGUGAUGGUCUGUGCAACUCAGAUAUGCACUAUUUCUAAUAAUGAUAAUAUGUAUCACCUUGAGACCAUAUUUAAUUUUACUCUGUGCUCUUCCAUUGUACUGAAACUAGACCAUUUAAUUUAUGUGCACGUUCCGUUUAUUUCUUUUGUACAUAUUUUUUUU